Messenger RNA from Aspergillus alliaceus, 1416 nucleotides. Its product is annotated as NCBP3 domain-containing protein. Gene Ontology annotation, cellular component: nucleus; cytosol. The coding region runs from base 1 to 1416 and encodes 471 amino acids. The transcript has 2 exons. Gene Ontology annotation, molecular function: mRNA binding; RNA 7-methylguanosine cap binding. NCBI's taxonomy places the organism in Eukaryota, Fungi, Ascomycota, Eurotiomycetes, Eurotiales, Aspergillaceae. The record is from RefSeq and is a predicted model, not a curated record.
AUGGAGGUCGCAAGCAUGCAACAGCCGAACGGUGACCAACCAAUCUCCAACAUCAUGGAUGCGUCAAUGGAUAUCGAUAUGGAUCUGGACCUGGGUCCAUUACCUGAACCCGAACAAUUCGAUGCCGAUCCGAUGACUGGGACGGUUCAAGAUGGAGCAGUCGACCCUCAGCCCGCGGAAGCGCAUUAUGAGAAAGUUCAUAUCAGAGGCGUAGACGAGCUAACCACGGAUAACAUCAAACAAUUCGCGCUCGAGCACUUCACCGUUGAAGAACCGUCUCGCGUCGAAUGGAUCGACGACACCUCGGCAAAUAUUGUCUACUCCUCGUCGGAGGUCGGCCUCCAGGCUUUGUCGGCCUUUACGCAAGUCAGCGAAGAAGAAGAUUCCUCCGUGUUACCUGCGCUGCGUCUACGAUCCGCUAAGCUCCUCUCUUCCCACCCCGAUUCCGUCCUCCAGGUGAGAUCUGCCGUGAAGUCGGAUCGCAAGAAGCCCCGCGCCCAUGAAGCCAGUCGAUUCUACCUCAUGCACCCCGAACAUGACCCUCGCGAGCGGCUGCGACGGGAAUUUGACGACAGACGGCGUCAUGGCGGAGGGGAGAGCAGCGAUGGAGACUACAGACGGAGGCGAUUCGACGGUCGAGAACUAAGGCGACGGAGAGAUCGUGACGGGGACGAGCUGAUCAGCGCUAACAUGUACGACGAUACGGGGGCAGCUAGCACGGAUUAUUCUGAAACAGAAAGGGGUCGUGAUCGUGAUGGACGAGGCCGACGCCGUGAACGGGAGCUUUUCCCGACAGACGAAGGACGUCCUUCGGGACGCCUUCAGAAUCGCAGUGCAUCCCCGGGUCGAGAUACGUUGAUGGAAACUGGGUAUUCAGAGCUUGGCCGUCGCGAUUCGCGCAGACAUUUCCGCGAGAGAUCACCCCAGGGCAGCCGCCAAAAUCAAGGAAAGGAACUUUUCCCGUCAAAAUCCGCCGAUGCCGAUUCGAACUCACGAGAGCUAUUUCCGAAUAAAACGGCGACCAGUUAUCUCAAGAAGGAGCUCUUUCCCAGCAAACACAGCAAUCAUCGCCGGUCGGAUGCCAUUGAUGCUGCCGAUGAAACCGCAGACCUGUUCUCUAGGCGGAUUUCAGUCCCUCUUGUGGAUGGGUCCCAGGAUCAACGGCGGAGCAAAAAUGUCGAGCUCUUCCCUGACUCUGGAAAGAGCGGCGUCAAUAUCCGUGGAGAAGCUGGCCACGAUCAAGGCAUCUCGAUCCGUGGAGCGGCUAAUGGCAUGUCGAUUAAGGGACGAGGCGCAUCUGCUCGCGAGCUGUUCCCGUCCAAGUAUAACUCCAACAACGCCAGCAAGGAGCUGUUUUCAGAGAAGUUAGAAGGACGAGGCGGCCCGCGACGGAGGGCGGAGGAUAUGUUUAGCUGA